Patella vulgata (common limpet) is the source of this 2555-nucleotide messenger RNA. RefSeq names its product MIP-related peptides. Lineage: Eukaryota; Metazoa; Mollusca; Gastropoda; Patellidae. The record is from RefSeq and is a predicted model, not a curated record. The transcript is spliced from 3 exons. The coding region runs from base 396 to 1406 and encodes 336 amino acids.
AGUUGAACACCGCCAUUAACUAUGGUUAAGAAACCUAAUUUAUACAAAUGUAAACGUUUACGUUAAACUCAGUUCUCUGUGAUUGGUACCUGGUGCAGUGGUUGACAUCUUAACCAAUCCGCCCAUCCUAAUCUACUCUUCACGCGACGCCACAACUCCAGUUCUGCAUCCUACGAGAGCACGUGAUCUCGAGUUACAGAAUGCUAAUGUGUAUAUAAAAGGUGGAAUUUAAGAGCAAGAAAAGUAAAGUCGCGAUAAGGACGCAGAUAUCAUUACAUACUAUUUUAAUCGCUGACACCAAGGGAACCGUUUGCAGGUACUAACAGUGUCGUAUUACAAGACAUUCACUGAAUAGGAGAGACGUUAAAGAAGGCUUUGUGUUUUGUUAUUUAGAAAUGAGGUCUAUAUUUGUCUCUGGUGUUGUUGUUGUUGUUGGAACACUGUUAGCAUUAGUUCAAGCUCUUGGUGCUGAGAAAGUCUUAAAUCCAGUGCUACCCGUUCGCCCGGUCCCUGCAGCGCAUUCUGGCCAAGGAAAGAUAGCUCUGAACAGCGGCGCGCGCCCUGCACAUCCGUCCAUAGAAAAUAAUAAAUGGAAUUAUCUUCUUCCCGAUAGUGAGAAUCUCGCAGUGAAUACUAAAAUCACUAAUUAUCCCCAAACCCAACACAGACGAUCCUACGAAGCACCACUUUUCUUAGGCAAACGUAACAGCCAGCAUUAUACCGCAUUUAAUCAGCGAUUAAGGAGGUCAGUCAGUUUAGAUAAUGGCGAUGACAGUGCGGAAGCCUCAGGAGAAUUUCAACAACUUUCAAGCAAACGAGGAUUUGACGUACCCCAAUUUCUUGGCAAGCGAGGUUACAACAUUCCCCAAUUCGUUGGCAAGCGCUAUGGGAUUCCUCAGUUCGUUGGCAAGCGCUAUGGUAUUCCUCAGUUUGUUGGCAAGCGAAAAUAUGACAUACCUCAGUUCCUUGGAAAGCGGGGGUAUGCUGCGCCGCAAUUUGUUGGACGACGCGCAUUCGGACCACCGCAAUUCGUUGGCAAAAGGGGUUUCUCUGCACCACAAUUUGUUGGAAAGAGGGGUUACAGUGUUCCAGCAUUUGUUGGCAAAAGAGACUAUGAUAUUCCUAGUGAUAAUGAGAAAAGGGGUUUUGGUCAACCUAUGUUUGUGGGUCGAAGAGCUUAUGACGUACCCAGUUUUGUUGGUAAACGCGGCAUUGAUGUUCCUGCAUUUAUCGGCAAGCGAAAAGAAGAAUCAUUCAGGGAUUUACUAGCUACGCUGCAGGCUUACAGAGAAUACAGGCGGCUUAUGCAAACUGAUAAGCGAUUUGAGGCGCCUCUUUUUGUUGGAAAACGAAGCGAUUCGACGUUAAGCGCACAGAGUGCCGAGGUCAACGAGCUACAGCGGUAGUGAUAACAUUUUCAAGUAAAGUGACGCAUUUUCUGCACUCGUGCUGUACAUACUGACAAUCUUUUUUUUUCUUUUUUUUUUUUUUUUUUUUUUUUUUUUUUGCAAUGGAAAUCAAAUAUUGCUGCACGAGAUAAUAGCUAAUGUUUUGAUUGAUGUCGCUGGCAUGAUGAAUAAGGAUAAUGCUAAUAUAAGAAAAGAACUUGGAAAUGUUAACUAUACCAUUUCUUUCCUAAAGAGCGCUAAUGUGUGUGCCUUGAACUUUAAUGAUUAGAAUAAUAGAGAAAGAAAGACGCUAUAUUUAAAACUUUGUGUACACGUUUCACAUCGUUCUAUUAUUUGUUAUUUAUUUUCUCCUUUAAAAAUUGUAUGUUUUGUGUUGAUUUACUGGAGAUAAAAAUACCAUCUUGUUAUUAUUCGUUUUGCUCUUUUUCAUUAUCUAGAUGAUGUACAUACCAAGAUUUAUGUCCCUUUUGAUGAUCUACACAAAGCUGCAGACAAUGCUAAAAUGGAUGAACCUAAUUUACAGUUGUGGGAUACGGAGAUGACAAAGCCGACAGGUUCUCGAUUUUUGAAUUUGGACGCUUCAAACGCGUUAGGGUUUCUGGGUCGAGGCCCCAGUCAUGUCAGUAAAAGAUAUUUGGAGUUCGUUGGGAAAAGAAACUUAGAUAAGCGCUAUGCGGAAUUUAUCGGCAAGCGUUCCGAUGUUGACGAUACAGAUGACAAAAGAUUCGAUAAAACAUCCAUUUCAGAGUACCUCAGUAAGCGAUUACGAUUACGACGACCAGAAUUUGUUGGCAAAAGAGCUCAAGCCCAAAAGCGCUAUCUGGAAUUCAUUGGUUAAUCGUUGGGUGUGUUGCGUGCUAGUUUUUAUUCAUAUGAAGGGCGGAUUUUAUCAAUUGAUCUCAUUAUUCAUGUCAAUCAAAAUAAAUCAUUGCGCAAAAAUAAUUAACAUUAUUUAUUCAUUUAUUUACUUAAUGAACAACUUUAAUUAAGCUAACCGCUUUUAUUAUUAAUCAAUAAAGGCAACUAUUGUUAAACCAUUAAAAAAAUAAUAAUAAUACCAAAAAAACUAUUAAAGAAUUUUUUUUUCUUACAAGUGUGUGAUUUUGUUUUGCUGGAAAUGAAGGAUAAAUAAAAGUUCCAAUCGCA